AUGGAAGUCCUAUCAAUUACCAUUUCCAAAAAUCACGAAGUCGAGUUAGUGGGAGUGGAAGAUUUAAAGGAUAAAUUAGCAGGAGAUAGACCUAUGAAUUAUGAGGAUGUCAAAAAUGUGGUUAAAUUGGCUAAUAGAUAUCCUGGCUUUUAUACCGAAGAAGAAUGA
Molecule: messenger RNA, 168 nt
Organism: Paraglomus brasilianum
Lineage: Eukaryota; Fungi; Glomeromycota; Glomeromycetes; Paraglomerales; Paraglomeraceae
Source: the annotation of a GenBank genome assembly